UAUAAAAAUACAGAGGUUUUUGUUAAUCUAUAUUUCCCUAUAUAAAAUGGAAUACUACAGAGAAUAUCUUAAUAUUACAGAGAAUAAUAUUAAAGAAAGUCAAGAAAAAGCUAAUGAACGGAAAGUUGAAAGUUGGAAACAAAGCUAUAAAGAGGGUCUAAACAGAGGAGAUAUUGUAAAUAAAACAGAAAAAUAUGAAUUAUCGGAAGAAAUUGAGGAUAUUUUACAAUAUAUUAAGGAAAAAUGGAAUAGUUUGACAAAAGAAGAGUGUAAUUCAGUUGUAUCAGCAUUGGAGCUUUUUGAUAAAAGUUCACUUGGUAAAGAUUAUAAUGCUUUUAAAGAAACAUAUCAAAGGUUACAGAAAGCAUUUAAAUCAAUUAUCAAUGAACAUUAUGAUGAAUUUAGUUCUUCUAUUGGAACGUUUGAAAUGAUUAUGCAAAAUAUUGCUAAAUCAUUGGAAAAAACAAAUGAAAUAAACGAAAUGAUUUUAGAAUCUCAAGAAAGAUUUUCUUUCAAGGAAAAUGAUUUAAAUCAUAUAUAUCAACAUAGUUCGCAGCUUAAAGAGACAUUGAGAAUUUUAAAGGCUAUUGAUGACUUUCGAAGAAUUCCAGAUAUUUUAGAAAAACAUAUUUCUGAAAAAAAGUUUUUGACAGCUAUUAAUCUUCUUAGAGAAGCUCAACAGAUUACAGAAAAAUAUGAAAUGUCUAAGAUCGGUGCAUUAGCAGACAUUAAGCAAUAUAUAAGUGGUCAAAAAAAUUCGUUAAUGGAUAUUAUCCUUGAAGAGCUUCAUAAUCAUUUAUACUUGAAAUCACCGUAUUGUGAUGCUUAUUGGGCACCUUAUGUUAUAGGAAAAGAAGAAUUGCCUAUUCCAAAUGCUUUGAAGAGAAAUAAAGAAUCGCAAUCAAACACCUAUUUUUCUUACGAUAACGAAAAUUUGCAGUCAGAAGUUAAAAAGAAUAACGUUUAUAAUCCUGAGGUUGAUUCUGAGGAAUAUAUACGGAUGUUGACUAAGGCUUUGUACUUGUUAGAUGUAUUUCCUGUUGCAAUAGAUAUUAUCGUUCAAAGACUGCCUGUAGAAAUUUAUCAAUUAAUUGAUAAAACGAUAAAUGAAGUUGAACAAAGGGAUUUAAAUUUACUUCAAAAUAUGUUUCCUAAACAAAAAUCACUAAAUAUUAUUGAUACCGAUUUUUCAGAAGAUAUCAUGAAAUCUGAGAUCCUAAAAGAUUUUUUUUGGACGUUGUAUUCUAAGUUAAUAGCUGUGCUUAAUCGAUAUAAUAUCAUGUAUAUCUAUAUUUCAGAUUUAAGCAGUAUUCAAUCUGAAGAAAACGAGGGAAUUACGUCUGGAUUAGUUUCUUUUAAUUUUUUAAACAUUUGGAAACCAAUUGAAUCAGAGAUUCAAACACUUCUUUCUAAUUAUGUUGUGGAUGGACCAUGUCAAAUAAUAUCUACUUCAUCUAAUUUUAUUUCUUUCAAUGAUAUGUUUGAUGAGAAAAAGGAUAUAAGAAGAACAAAGAUGUUUAAUAUACGUAAUAUAAAUGAAAAUUCUAAAGACUUUAAUGAUGCUCUUGAUGAUUUAAAAAACAUUUUAAAUUCUUCUGUUGUAUAUCUUAUGUUGCGAGGAAAAAAUGUUAAGGACAAAAUGAAUCCAAUUCCAUAUGAUUUAAAGGAAACAUCUUUCACUGCUCAUCGUAUGCUAGUUAAAUCAUCUGUAUUUAAUAUUGAAGCUUUAUUUAAACCUACAUUGGCAUUUUUGAGAAAAUGUCAAGAUACUACGUUUUUGAAGUUAUGUGCUCCAGAUUCAAUUAUAACCCCGUUUCUGGAUGAAUUCUUAUCAAACACAUUUUUUCCUCAAUUGAAAGAUAUUAUUCAAGAAAUUAGUAAUCAGAGCAUACUAGAUUUUGAUGUAUUUCAAAUUUAUGAGAACUGGUCAAUUUAUUCAACUAAUUAUGUAUUAAAGAGUGCUGUCUCUUUAUUAGCAUUAAUCACAAAUUUAUCUAAAAUUCUUAAUUCUAUUAGCUAUAAUAAUGAAGAUUAUAGCUAUAUUUUAUUGGACAUUUUAAUAAAAUAUUAUAAUAAAUGCAGUUUAAAAUACAAAGAAUUGAUUUCUCUGGCUAAUCAUAUCACUGGUAAUGAUAAAACCAUUGUAAAAAAUAUAAAGAAAAUGAGUGAAAUUUGGUCUGAUAAUGAGGAAUUAAAAGAGUUAUUAAAACAAUUUUUGGAUGAUUCUAUUACUUUAGAUAAUUUUUCUGUUAUGGAAACUGAGAAAGAAUUUUCACUAAAAAAUAAGGUGCCAUUGAAAUAUAAUGAUAUUCAAUGGGAUAAACAGGUUCUUGAGUCCCUUGGAAUACUUUAUCAUACUUUGAAAUGGAUUCUGGAUAUGAUAACUUCAAAUAGUAAUAUUAAAACGAAUUUAAGUACUGAUUCACAUAAACAAAUUUUAAAAAGUUUUUUUAAACCGUCUAAUAAGGUUGUCUCUAUUUUACGUAAUGAAUCUGAUAAUUCAGAAUUUUAUAUGAAAUCAGAGUCUAUUGAAAAAUUGGAGGCCAUAUUAGUUAAUUUCAAAGAACUUUCAAAGACAAUUCUUUUUACUAUUAGAAUUGAAAUAAGAUGUCAUGUUAUGUAUUAUAUAGAAAAAGUUGUUCGAGAUGGGAAUUAUUAUUUAGAUCAUUCUAUACCAAAGCCGGAUUUAUAUCUUUUGGAACUAAAUACUGAGCUUUUGGAAUACAAUGAACAAUUAAAUUCCUGUUUACAAUAUGAUGAAUAUUUAUUUGUUUUUUAUGGACUACCAUAUUUGAUAGAUAAUUUAUUAGUUCUAUCUGCUGAAAAUAUUAAAAAGAUGAACACUAUUGGUUCGGAAAAAAUGUUGUUAAAUAUAAUGAUUUUGCAACAGAAUCUUAAAAAUGUUAUUAGAGAUGUAGAAAAUGUUAAACUUGAAAAAUCGAUUCAUUAUUAUGAAUUAUUAAAGCUAGGACCUAAGAAUCUUCUUGAAGAAGCCAAAAAACCAUCAAAUAUUUUUACUUAUGAUGAAGUAAAAACUCUUCUUCACUUACAAUAUUCCGAAGAUUUAGUCAAAGCAGAUGAACUUAAUAGACCUGAUAUUACUAUGACUUUAAAACAUUCUUUAAAUGAAAACUUAAUAGAAUUAAAUGAAUAUUUAUGGCAAAAAUAAAUAUCAAUAUAUUAAUAGUUAUAUAUUAAUUCCAUCAUAAUUUAAA
Messenger RNA from Pneumocystis carinii B80, 3215 nucleotides. RefSeq lists its product as hypothetical. The coding region runs from base 47 to 3169 and encodes 1040 amino acids. Lineage: Eukaryota; Fungi; Ascomycota; Pneumocystomycetes; Pneumocystales; Pneumocystaceae. Gene Ontology annotation, biological process: exocytosis; Golgi to plasma membrane transport. The record is from RefSeq and is a predicted model, not a curated record. The transcript has 19 exons. Gene Ontology annotation, cellular component: exocyst.